GUAAUUGCCUAUUCUGUAAUUAAAAUAAUGAAUGCCACUCAACUUGUGGAGGAUAUUCCAAAUAUAAGGAAGAAACUCAUAUCUCUAUUUCAUUCCAACGAGGUUUGCAUCUUUGGGGAAUUUCUUCUUCGUUGUGGCAAAAGAGCAAACCUCUUCUUCAAUUCUGGGAAGCUAAGUGAUGGAGAAUCCUUGGAUGUUAUUAGCGAUCUUGUAGUUGCUAAGUUGGUAGAAUCUGGAAUAGAAUUCGAUGCCUUCAUAGGUCUUCCUUAUAAGGCCAUUCCCUUGGCAUCUGCGGUCUGUAUGAAAUAUUUCAAAGCGACAGGAAGGAACAUUAGGUAUGGGUACUACAGAAAGGAGAAGAAACCAUACGCUGAAGAUUCCAUAUUCGUAGGCCACCCAGAAGUAUAUGCUGAAGGCUCAAGGGUCAUCAUUCUCGAUGAUAUCCUUACAGCUGGAACAGCUAUUCGUGCCUCCUUUGACAUUCUUGCGGAUACCGGGGUGAAAAUUGUUGCAGCCCUGGUUAUACUCAAUAGGGAAUUGAAAUUCGGAGAAUUCGAGGAAUUCCUAAAUGGACGUGGCGUAAAAUUUAUUGAAAUUCUCAGGAUAGAUGAAAUUGUUGAUACAACAAAUGUAAGAGUAGGCUACUAAAAGUAGCAGAAAUGAAUUAGCGAUUCAGUAUAGAGAACAACCAGGUGACCUUUUCUCUGCAAUCUACAGCCGCAGGGUCGUUUCGCGAUUCUAGCUGCUCUAGUCUAUAUGAUAUCCUCUUUACAAGAGGCAAAUCUGCAAUGUGACGAGAUAGAUCGCUUCCGA
Molecule: messenger RNA, 813 nt
Organism: Theileria equi strain WA
Lineage: Eukaryota; Apicomplexa; Aconoidasida; Piroplasmida; Theileriidae
Product: orotate phosphoribosyltransferase, putative
Exons: 2
Coding region: 28-648 (206 amino acids)
Biological process (GO): 'de novo' pyrimidine nucleobase biosynthetic process; pyrimidine nucleotide biosynthetic process; pyrimidine ribonucleoside biosynthetic process
Cellular component (GO): cytoplasm
Molecular function (GO): orotate phosphoribosyltransferase activity
Source: RefSeq, a predicted model, not a curated record